AGGCAACAAGAGGUUAGGCUUGAGAAGCAGGAUACCGUCUUGAGGUGGCUUUACAGAUUCUUUAUUCCCCUACUUUGCCUCUUCUCCCCCAUCACCUUCAUCACAGUUGUCCGAAGGAAGACAGGGCAGUGCAGGGCGUCUGGCGGGAAGAUGCCAGACUCCCAUUAUUUACAUCUAUGAGAGUCAAUGAAAAGAGCUGAGCAGCCUCAGUCCCCAGGGGCUGGCUGCCCUUCCGGAAGCCUGCAGGAGGACAGAGCCAUGCUGGCCCCUAAAUAGCUCCCGCUCCCCAUGUUCUUCAAACAAGCAUAUGCUUGGAAAACGACUGGUCUGCAAAUAGCCGUAUCAUACCAGCUGUAGACGGCUCCAGUCAGAGAGAGCAAGCCAGGUCCCAGUUGAUAAAGAGCUGCUUUCAGCUGGACUUGUCACCCCCAAACGCAUAGGAACCAUCUUGCUGCCUCUGAAUUAAAAUGAUUCUUCCCAGAACGGAGAAGAUGAUGAUGAAGAUAUUGAUCGUGUUUGUGCUUGGAAUGAACUACCCUUCUUGUGCAGGUUUCCCGGUGUAUGACUAUGACUCGUCCUCCUUGAGGGAAGCCCUCCGUGCGUCCGUGGCAAAAGUGAAUUCCCAGUCCCUGAGCCCGUAUCUGUUUCGGGCGUUCAGAAGCUCUGUAAAAAGAGUCAACGUUCUGGAUCAGGACAGCUUGAACAUGGACUUAGAGUUUGGCAUUCGGGAGACAACAUGCAGGAGAGAUUCUGGAAAAGACCCCGCUACCUGUGACUUCCAAAGGGUCUACUACAUGCCCUCAGCUAUUUGCAGAAGCACGGUGCGGUUGUCUGCCGAGCAGGUGCAGGACGUGUGGGUUCGCUGCCGCUGGUCCUCCAGCUCUGAGUCUAACAGCAGCGAAGAGAUGUUUUUGGGGGACAUAUUGGGAUCCUCUAGAUGGAGAAACAACUACCCACUUGAGAGCCUGAGAGGGAUCUUCCCUCCUGGGAAUCGAGGGGACCCGAACAAGUGGCGCAGACUUCAAGAAUAAAUGCUGGCUUUGAGUAAUGGCCUCAAGCAAAAUGCAUCGGGAAGAAUAGAAGUGCCAGUGAAGAAAGAUACUUUAUGAAUUGUGUGAUUUUUCUUUUGAUCGGUUCCAGUCCUUAAUAAAUGCUUUACUCUUCCUCUUUUUUCAUUGCCUGAUUAAAUAAAAAAAAGGUAUAACUAUCAAAUUUUUAGAUAAGAAGCAAUGACAUGAGGAGAUUAAUAUUACCUAAGGAUUUUAGGAGCUAAGAACUCACAAAGUGGCCAUGCUUAGCAUAAUGAUGUCAAAUGCAUGUUUUAGAUCAACAUGCAAUGAUUGUAAAUUCCUUAUUUUUAAAAAGACUAUCAGUCCAGACAGCUUGGUGUCAAGAGUGUCUUUCCUUUUGUGACUUAUUUUAAUUAAAAAAUAAUAAAUCAUCUGGUGAAUUAGGGAUGAAAGGCAGUCGCCUCCCCAUCACCAAAAUGUCUCUGUGGAUUCUUUUUCUCUAGACUUCUCAGUCCAGGGCAUCAAUAUAGCAAAGCCAGCUUUCUGUCAAAACAGAUAUUGCCAAGAAAGUACCCAAGGACAGAGGUCUGUGUUCCCAGGCCGCUUGGCAAAUGCCUCAGUUAGGGGACGCUCUUGGAGCCUGGCCCUUCUGCAGCAGGUCCUGGGAGGAUUAUAGGAUGUGAGAAUCUACAAAUCCAAUGCAGUCCCUUUCCGGCAAGACUGAAACCCUUGUCAGAUCCCCCUGGCUUUCCACGAAGACGUCACAAGCUCCUGAAAACUAUUUCCUGAAUGGAUGAUACACUAAAGACGUUAUUGGUUAUUUGCACCUUCAUUUACAGGGUGCUGGGUAUUAAAGAGGGCACUUGUGAUGAGUACUGGGUGUUAUACACAACUAAUGAUUUAUUGAAUACUACAUCAAAAACUAAUGAUGUACUAUACAAUGGCUAACUGAACAUAAUAAAAAAAUAAAAAUAUAUAUAUAUAAAAAGGAGUGGACUGCUUACUCCUCCUCCCGUAGCAAACUGCCCCACUUCCUACAGCUUCUCAGCAUCUGCUGAGGCUAGAAAGUGCCUUGCCCCCCAUCUUCUCUAUUUUUCCUGGAUAUUCUCAUAUGCUUAUUUUAUUUCCACUUUAAGAUCAGCAUGUCAAGGCAUGAAAAAAAAUUCUGUUGGUAUUUGAAAUCAAUUACACCAAGGUUCCAUGG
Mirounga angustirostris (Northern elephant seal) is the source of this 2214-nucleotide messenger RNA. RefSeq names its product secreted phosphoprotein 2 (gene SPP2). The record is from RefSeq and is a predicted model, not a curated record. The transcript has 8 exons. Gene Ontology annotation, biological process: bone remodeling. The coding region runs from base 468 to 1031 and encodes 187 amino acids. NCBI's taxonomy places the organism in Eukaryota, Metazoa, Chordata, Mammalia, Carnivora, Phocidae. Gene Ontology annotation, cellular component: extracellular region.